GCCCGCUUGCCCUCAGUCAGCGACGGGACCCGACCCUGGCUUCUAGGUUGCAGUGGGAAGGGCGCGGGAGCCAGCGAGCGCGACGCCGGAGCCGUUUCUCGUCGGAGUCUUCAGAGAUCCAGGGUCUACCCCCGGGGCGGGCUUGUUGACGCCUCUCGUUCCCGUCUCAGCUUCGGAAAGUGGGCCGGGGCUCACCCCGUCAUCUCCGCGCCAGCCGUGGGAAGGGGAGGCAGGAUGGAGUUCAAGCUGGAGGCACACCGCAUCGUCAGCAUCUCCCUGGGCAAGAUCUACAACUCGCGGGUCCAGCGCGGCGGCAUCAAGCUGCACAAGAACCUGCUGGUCUCGCUGGUGCUCCGCAGCGCCCGCCAGGUCUACCUGAGCGACCCUUGUCCCGGGCUCUACCUGGCCGGUCACCCGGGGGUCCCGCUGCCGCCGCCGCCGCAGCAGCCCGGGGAGUCGGCGGCCGGGCCACCCGCGGGCUGGGGGGAGCCUCCUCCGCCGGCCGCCAGUGCCGCCUGGCCGGAGCCCGCGCCCCAGCCGGAGCGCCCCGCCGUCCCAGAAGUCCCACGGGCGUGCGACACGGAGCCCGCGGCCACGGCGCCGGGCGCCGGGGACACUCUUCAGGGCGGAGAGGCGGAGGCGGCGGAAGCUGCCUGGCGCCGCGUGGAGGGACCACGAGAGGCGGCGGUCGGAGGAGCCGAGGGCCCCGCCGGAUGCUCGGACGUCUUUCCCGAGGGGCCCGGGGCAGCGCGCCGCUCCUGCGGCUGCUCCCUGGGGGACGAGGCCAAGCUGAGUGCGUCCCGCCGCGCGGACGGCUGCCGCGCGCCGCGCCCCGCCGGGCUCGAGCCCCCCGCGCCGCCCCCAGCGUGCCCCAGGAAGCGCGGCGCGGCGGGGGUGGGCGGCGGCCCCGCGGACUGCCCGGCGCCCGGCCUGACCCCGCUCAAGAAACCCCGCCGGAACUCCGAGGAGCAGUCGGGCGGGGCGGCGGCGGCCGCGGAGGAGGAGGAGGAGGAGAUGGAGACCGGUAACGUGGCUAACCUCAUUAGCAUCUUCGGUUCCAGCUUCUCGGGACUCUUACGGAAAAGCCCCGGGGGCGGCCGGGAGGAAGCCGAGGGAGAGGAGAGCGGUCCGGAAGCCGCCGAGCCCGGGCAGAUCUGCUGCGAUAAGCCGGUGCUGAGAGACAUUAACCCUUGGAGCACUGCCAUCGUGGCCUUCUGAGCCCCCGGGUCCCCCAGCGGGAAGGAGGUUGAGCAGCGGGCGUCCCGACGUGAGGGCUGGGCCUCUCCGGCUGGGAGGACGCCCCCCCCCCCGAGGCCGUCGGCGCCGAGCGCGAGGGGGAGAGCGGGGGCCGCCGGGCGGCACGGACUGCCCUUGGGCUUGGCGGCCGGCUGUGCCGAGCCUCUCGGGUCACCCCUUGAGACUUGGGAGUGAGAGGUUUAUUGGAAGAGGACGGUCGUGGACUUCUGUGUCUGUGUAUGUCUGUGUACGUCGGCUCGUCUCGUUGAAUUAAGACUGUUUUGUGUCUCUGGAGUGCAUCACCCCUUCCCCUGGGCUUACGAGAUCGGGGGGCAGACAGGGACUUUCCUCUGCCCGCAGCGCCGCGAAGGAAGCGGCGAAAAAGGCCGGGGCCGGGGAGUUCCCCAUUCGCUCUCGGGGGAGGAAGGGACUUUACACACGCCCUUCACAUGAAAGCUAGAAUCACACCGGGGCCAGGAGCGGCGUUUCCUCACAGGAUUUCCUAAGACUAGAGGGAUUUGGCCUGGAGUAGAGACUUGUAUUAUUUCUCUCCCAACCCACCUUUCUCUCUCACUGAAGAAACGUUUAUGCCCUGGGAUUACUCUGGGAAACGGGAGUGUUAGCGGCUCUUGUCUUCCCUACAGGGAAAAAAGCUUGAUGAACUUCACAGAAGAGUUCAGGCUUGGAAAUAUGGACUUUAUAGAGAAAAGAUUUAUUUUUUAAAAGCUCUAGAUCAGAACUACUACACAGUGCUUUUAAAAAGUGUUUAAGGAAGACAAAGUUUACAGACAGAAGCCCUAAGUGGAAGGACCUUAUGGUUUUGUAGAUAGUGACUCCAGUCUUUGUUGUAUAAAGGUUGGGGGAGCUGACAAGGUUUUUGUACAGUAUUUUCUCCUUCGUUGUAUUGAUUUUUGUAUAAAAAUGUAACUUUACGUGUCUAACACGUAUUAAAUAUUUUGAUGCA
This is a messenger RNA of Hippopotamus amphibius kiboko, 2200 nucleotides long. It is a transcript of the gene IER5, whose product is annotated as immediate early response 5. The record is from RefSeq and is a predicted model, not a curated record. Lineage: Eukaryota; Metazoa; Chordata; Mammalia; Artiodactyla; Hippopotamidae. The transcript has a single exon. Bases 235 to 1218 code for a protein of 327 amino acids.